This is a messenger RNA of Tarenaya hassleriana, 2659 nucleotides long. Its product is annotated as dynamin-related protein 5A. NCBI's taxonomy places the organism in Eukaryota, Viridiplantae, Streptophyta, Magnoliopsida, Brassicales, Cleomaceae. The coding region runs from base 31 to 2487 and encodes 818 amino acids. Gene Ontology annotation, cellular component: microtubule; cytoplasm; membrane. The record is from RefSeq and is a predicted model, not a curated record. The transcript has 8 exons. Gene Ontology annotation, molecular function: GTP binding; GTPase activity; microtubule binding.
UUUUUGUUACCGUUGCUUCUUUUACCAACAAUGGCGACGCCGAACCCUCACCUCAUCACGCCGACCAAAACUCCAUCUUCCAAGAGAAACCAACAAUCUCAGUCUCAGAUGCAAUCUCAUCCUCAAAAUCCGACGAACUCCGAAUCCAGGUCCCGGUUCGAGGCCUACAAUCGUCUUCAGGCUGCGGCCGUCGCUUUUGGAGAGAAGCUUCCGAUCCCGGAGAUCGUAGCCAUCGGUGGCCAAUCCGAUGGCAAGAGCUCGCUUCUUGAGGCGCUUCUUGGGUUCCGAUUCAAUGUUCGGGAGGUGGAGAUGGGCACACGACGUCCUCUGAUCCUCCAGAUGGUUCAUGAUCCCACGGCCCUCGAACCUCGAUGCCGCUUCCAGGAUGAAGAUUCUGACGAAUAUGGAAGUGCCAUUGUUUCGGCUACUGCAAUUGCCGAUGUAAUUAGGUCAAGAACAGAGGCGCUUUUGAAGAGGACCAACACCGCAGUCUCGCCAAAGCCAAUUGUGAUGAGAGCUGAAUACGCCCAUUGUCCAAAUCUGACCAUCAUUGAUACUCCUGGUUUUGUUCUUAAGGCUAAGAAAGGAGAGCCAGAAAACACUCCUGAGGAAAUUCUCUCGAUGGUGAAGUCACUUGCUAGUCCUCCACAUCGCAUUCUCUUGUUCCUUCAACAGAGUAGUGUAGAGUGGUGUUCAUCCUUGUGGUUAGAUGCAGUUCGUGAUAUUGAUCCAAGUUUUCGAAGGACUGUCGUCGUAGUCUCCAAGUUCGAUAAUCGCCUCAAGGAGUUUACAGAUCGGUGGGAAGUUGACCGUUAUCUCAGUGCUAGUGGAUAUCUCGGGGAGAACACUCGUCCCUAUUUUGUGGCGUUACCAAAAGACAGGAACACUAUUUCAAAUGAUGAAUUUCGUAGACAAAUAUCUCAAGUGGACACUGAAGUCUUAAGGCAUCUAAGGGAUGGAGUGAAAGGAGGAUUUGAUGAAGAAAAGUUUCGCCCUUAUAUUGGUUUUGGCUCGUUAAGGGAUUUUCUGGAGUCUGAGCUUCAGAAGAGGUACAAGGAAGCGGCUCCAGCAACUCUAGCUUUGCUUGAACAGCGCUGCUCCGAGGUAACCAAAGAGAUGAUGAGAAUGGAUUUAAAAAUCCAGGCUACUUCUGAUGUUGCUCAUCUCAGAAAAGCAGCAAUGCUAUACACCGCUUCUAUUAGCAAUCACGUGGGAGCUUUGAUUGAUGGAGCAGCAGAUCCAGCACCUGAGCAAUGGGGGAAAACAACUAAGCAAGAACGUGCAGAGAGUGGGAUUGGGAGCUGGCCAGGUGUUAGCGUGGACAUUAAGCCUCCUAAUGCUGUCCUUAAGCUCUAUGGAGGGGCUGCCUUUGAAAGGGUAAUCCAUGAAUUUCGUUGUGCAGCCUACUCUAUCGAAUGUCCUCCAGUAUCAAGAGAAAAGGUGGCGAACAUUCUACUUGCUCAUGCUGGGCGUGGAGGGAGUCGGGGAUUGACGGAGGCUGCUGUAGAGAUUGCUCGAACUGCUGCACGGUCGUGGCUCGCUCCCCUUCUUGACACAGCCUGUGAUAGGCUCGCCUUUGUAUUGGGAAGUCUCUUCGAUAUUGCCCUUGAAAGGAACCUGAGCCAAAAUUCAGAAUAUGGGAAGAACAAUGAGAACAUGGAUGGAUACGUGGGCUUCCAUGCUUCUCUACGCAAUGCAUACAGUCACUUUGUGAAGGAUCUCGCCAAACAAUGCAAGCAAUUAGUAAGGCACCAUCUCGAUUCAGUGACCAGCCCGUAUUCUAUGGCGUGCUACGAGAACGACUACCACGAAGCUUUUGGCUCGACAGGAGGAGCCUCUUACUUCAAACUUAACCAAACUUCAGGCGGGUCGUUUUGCUUCGAGCUGUCUGAAACAGAGGCAGCUUCUUGUGACGAGGCAAUGAAAGAUCAAGAAAACAUACCUCCUGAGAAUAAUGCCCAUCAAACGACACCAGGGAAAGGAGGGGAAAGCCAGAUAACGGUGCCUGAGACGCCAUCCCCUGAUCAGCCAUGCGAGAUAGUGUAUGGUCUGGUCAAGAAAGAAAUAGGGAAUUGCCCUGAUGGAGGUGGAGCAAGAAAACGAAUGACCAGAAUGGGAGGGAACAGAAACAUGAAUGGGGGAGGAGAGAUUCUGUUUGGAAACGGAGAUAAACGUUCGAGAUCGAGCUCUGCUUACUCGGAAAUAUGUUCAUCAGCUGCACAACAUUUCGCCAGGAUCCGUCAAGUCCUUGUCGAGAGAAGCGUGAUGUCAACUCUCAACUCCGGAUUUCUGACACCAUGCCGGGACAGGCUGGUGGUGGCACUUGGCCUGGAUUUGUUCGCAGUGAACGACGAGAAGUUCAUGGACAUGUUUGUCGUGCCAGGAGCCGUUGAUGUUCUGCAACAUGAACGCCAACAGCUUCAUAAACGCCAGAAGAUACUUCAGUCUUGCUUGAACGAGUUUAAAACCAUGAGUCGUGUUCUUUGAUCAUCAUCAUCAUCAUCACCAUCAUCAUCUUGUCCUUCAUCAGAACUUCCACUUCUGGUGGAUUUAACGUUGGUUGAUUUGGAAAAUCUUGCUUGUAUUUGUAUAGAGAACUUCUUCUCUUAAGAUUAACCACUUUUGUACCAAAAAAAAUAUAAAAAAUAUAUUUGGGAGA